AAGGGUGGGUCCCCUCAGGCCUUCCGCGCCCGGGUUGCCAUGGUUACCUGCUCUCGCCCGUAGAGGAUCCGCUCUCACGGGCCCCGGUGCCCGCCGUCGCUUCACUCCAAAAGCCUCGGACGCCAGGAGCCGUCUCUUGCGAUUCAUAGCCCGGAUCUCAGGGUUCCGGGUGGGAGGGGGUGGGGGAGAAGACGCCUGAAGACAGCGUUUUCCGGCGCAGAAUAAUGACGACAGGCCUCCGGCUGGUCGUCUCGGCUUGAUGACGCAGGCAGCCUCACUUGAGCGCGCGGCGGCGGCGGCGGCGGCGGCCGUGGCGCGAGCGGCUGUCUGCAGACCGACCUCGCCCCCUCGGGCCCUCGGGCCUUCCCUGAGGGCGGAUGAUCGCGUCGCCAGCACCGGCACCGGCACCGUGCUUGCAUCCUUCCCCGGCUCCUGACGUGCUGCUGCCCUGACGCCGUAGCCUCGAGGAGGCGGAGGUCAGGAUUGGGAGCCUUGAGGACCCCAUGGAGCCCAGAGGGACCAAGAGGAAAGCGGAGAAGACAGAGGUGGCCAAGCCUUGGAACAAGCUGCCCCUGUCGGUACCCUCGCUGCGCACAGCGCCCUCUCUGUACUCGGGACCCUUCCCGUUCUACCGGCGCCCUUCCGAACUGGGCUGCUUCUCCCUGGACGCACAACGCCAGUACCAUGGAGAUGCCCGAGCCCUCCGCUACUACAGCCCGCCCCCCAUCAACGGACCUGGCCCAGACUUUGAUCUCAGAGAUGGAUACCCUGACCGAUACCAUCCCCGGGACGAGGAAGUCCGAGAGAGGCUGGACCAUUUGCUACGCUGGGUUCUGGAACACCGGAACCAGCUGGAGGGGGGUCCAGGCUGGCUGGCAGGGGCCACAGUGACAUGGCGAGGGCACCUGACCAAACUGCUGACCACACCGUAUGAGCGGCAGGAGGGCUGGCAGCUGGCAGCCUCCCGGUUCCAAGGGACACUGUACCUAAGUGAGGUGGAGACCCCGGCCGCUCGGGCCCAGAGACUUGCCAGGCCGCCCCUCCUCCGGGAGCUCAUGUACAUGGGCUACAAAUUUGAGCAGUACAUGUGCGCAGACAAACCUGGAGGCUCCCCAGACCCCUCUGGGGAGGUUAACACCAACGUGGCCUUCUGCUCUGUGCUACGCAGCCGCCUGGGGAGCCACCCUCUCCUGUUCUCCGGGGAGGUAGACUGCCUAGACCCCCAGGCCCCUUGCACACAGCCGCCCUCCUGCUACGUGGAGCUCAAGACAUCCAAGGAGAUGCACAGCCCUGGCCAGUGGAGGAGCUUCUACAGACACAAGCUGCUGAAAUGGUGGGCUCAGUCGUUCCUCCCAGGGGUCCCAUAUGUUGUUGCCGGCUUCCGGAACCCAGAAGGUUUCGUCUGUUCCUUAAAGACCUUUCCUACCAUGGAGAUGUUUGAAAACGUCAGGAAUGACCGAGAAGGCUGGAAUCCCUCUGUGUGCAUGAACUUCUGUGCUGCCUUCCUUAGCUUUGCCCAGAGCACAGUAGUCCAGGAUGACCCUGGGCUUGUCCACCUCUUCUCCUGGGAACCUGGUGGCCCUGUCACUGUGUCUAUUCAUCGGGAUGCACCCUAUGCCUUCCUGCCCUCAUGGUAUGUGGAGGCUAUGACCCAAGACCUGCCAUCACUCUCAGAGACUCCCUCCCCCAAGGACUGAGGACACACAAUCUGGGCUUUGCGGAUAAUAAAGGCGUGUUUCUAAGUAG
This is a messenger RNA of Mastomys coucha (southern multimammate mouse), 1746 nucleotides long. It is a transcript of the gene Dxo, whose product is annotated as decapping exoribonuclease. Gene Ontology annotation, biological process: nuclear-transcribed mRNA catabolic process; NAD-cap decapping. The record is from RefSeq and is a predicted model, not a curated record. Gene Ontology annotation, molecular function: mRNA 5'-diphosphatase activity. Gene Ontology annotation, cellular component: nucleus; cytosol. Bases 504 to 1697 code for a protein of 397 amino acids. The transcript is spliced from 7 exons. NCBI's taxonomy places the organism in Eukaryota, Metazoa, Chordata, Mammalia, Rodentia, Muridae.